GGCGGGGUUAUUUCUCUCGCCCCCCCCCCCAUAGCGGCGGCGCUAUGGAAACUGGAGGCGUUGCGUCGUAGGCUGCGCGCCUGUAAGGAGGUCUCUUAAUGUUCAAUGGUACAGCUGCACUAUUGAACUCUGAGGAGUCCCGUGGGUUUGGUGCACCGGUGCGAUUGCAGAGAUGAAGCCUGCUACUUCCAUGGAUGAUGAAGAAAAUGCUACAUUUAAAAUUUUAGUUGCUACCGACAUUCAUCUUGGGUACUUGGAGAAGGAUGCUGCACGUGGAAAUGAUACGUUUGUAACAUUUGAUGAAAUAUUGAAACUUGCUCAAGAUAAUGAGGUGGAUUUUCUUUUAUUAGGAGGAGAUCUCUUUCAUGAAAACAAACCUUCCAGAAAAACAUUACAUACUUGCUUAGAAUUAUUAAGGAAAUACUGUAUGGGCGACCGUCCUAUACAGUUUGAAAUUCUGAGUGACCAGUCAGUUAAUUUUGGUUUUAGCAAGUUUCCUUGGGUGAACUACCAAGAUGGCAACCUCAACAUUUCUAUUCCAGUUUUUAGUAUUCAUGGCAACCAUGAUGAUCCAACAGGGGCAGAUGCUCUUUGUGCUUUGGACAUCUUAAGUUGUGCAGGACUUGUGAAUCAUUUUGGACGAUCACCAUCUGUAGAGAAGAUAGACAUUAGUCCUGUUUUGCUUCAGAAGGGCAGUUCCAAAAUUGCUCUUUAUGGAUUAGGAUCUAUUCCAGAUGAGAGGCUUCACAGAAUGUUUGUGAACAAGCAAGUAACUAUGCUGAGACCAAAGGAAGAUGAAGAUAGUUGGUUUAAUCUGUUUGUAAUUCACCAGAACAGGAGCAAACAUGGUGCCACAAAUUAUAUUCCGGAGCAGUUUCUAGAUGAUUUUAUUGAUCUUGUAAUUUGGGGUCAUGAGCAUGAAUGUAAAAUAGCUCCUGCCCGAAAUGAACGACAGCUUUUCUAUGUGUCUCAGCCAGGAAGUUCAGUGGUUACAUCUUUGUCACCAGGAGAAGCUGCCAAAAAGCAUGUUGGCUUGCUGCGCAUCAAAGGCAAAAAAAUGAAUAUGCAAAAGAUUCCUCUCCAAACAGUACGGCCUUUCUACAUUGAGGACAUUGUUCUUGCUGACCAUCCUGACAUCUUUAAUCCUGACAAUCCUAAAGUUACACAAGCAAUACAAGCUUUCUGCAUGGAAAAGGUUGAAGCCAUGUUAGACAACUCAGAAAGAGACCGCCUUGACAAUCCCAGACAACCAGAUAAGCCUCUAAUAAGAUUACGAGUAGACUACAGCGGAGGCUUUGAACCAUUCAACAUUGUGCGUUUCAGCCAAAAGUUCAUGGAUAGGAUAGCUAAUCCGAAAGAUAUCAUACAUUUUUUCAGGCAUCGGGAGCAAAAAGAGAAAAAUGAUGAGAUUAACUUUGGAAAACUGGUCCAUAAGCCUGCAUCAGAGACAACAACUUUGAGGGUAGAGGAUCUUGUUAAACAAUACUUCCAGACAGCUGAGAAGAAAGUGCAGCUUUCCCUCCUGACUGAGAGAGGCAUGGGAGAGGCAGUGCAAGAGUUUGUGGAUAAGGAGGAGAAAGAUGCAAUUGAGGAGCUGGUGAAAUUCCAGCUAGAAAAGACACAGCGGUUUCUGAAGGAACGCCAUACAGAUGCAGAGGAAGCCAAAAUCGAUGAAGAGGUGCAACGCUUUAGAGAGUCGAGAAGAAAAAACACCAUGGAGGAGGACGAGGAGGUUCGAGAGGCUUUAAACAGGGCGAAAGCUCAUAGAUCUCAGGGUUCCGUCAGUAGUGAUGAUGACCUCAUGGAUGUGGCUACCUCUGGUCAAAGGGCUAAUGAUGAUUCGGAUGAUGAUGAUGAUAUGCCACCCAGCCGGGGAAGAGGAAGAGGGAGAGGUCGGGCAAGAGGCGGUAAAGGGCAGAAUGUAACAGCAAGAGGAGCAUCUCGACGAGGAAGAGGAGGAGGCACUGGCCAGGACCAGAUGAUUAGCAGUAGAACAUAUAAACCUGCACCCGUUCCUACAAAGAAUAUGUCCAUCAUGGAUGCUUUUAAGUCAUCAAGACAGCAACCUUCCCGGAAUAUGCAGGUCAAGAGUUAUUCGGAGGUAAUUGAAGAUGAUGACUCUGAUUUGGAAGAAGUGCCUUUUACUCCUUCCUCCACUGCAAAUCAAAGAUCGUUCGGAGCAUCAGCAUCUAGCAAAAGGAGCUCACAGAGCCAGGCAUCAAAAGGAGUAGACUUUGAAUCCGAUGAGGAUGAUUCUGAGUUAUUCAAGAGCAUUUCAAGAAGAAGCAAACGAUAAUUUCAGAGCCCGCUGUACGGAAAGAUAAUGCAGGGGGAAGAAAUAAACCCUCUGGAAAUUCUGUAAAGGAAUCUUAUGAUCUAUGCAGCUUUUCUCCAAUAAUUUCACUGUUAAUUACAUGUUGCCUUGAAAUGUUUUGCUUCCUUGAUGGAAGAUUGUUACCUGUUCUCUAUAUGUAGUAUCACUUAAUGCAAAUGGCAUUUCUAAGAACUGAACCAUAUUCCUCCCCGCCUUUGUUUAAGAUAGAAUAACUACUCAAAAAAGAUGAUGAGGCAGUGGGCCCAUUGCCCAGGCCAUUGCUGAGGAAGAGCCAGUGUUUUUUUUUAAAAAAUCCAUUACGUUUUUAUAUUACAAGGAAUAAAUGAGACCUGUUCUGUGAGUGAACAGAUAGCGUUCUUGCUUUCUAUGUUUGUUAAACCUUACACAGUACUUCAGUCACAGAGGGAAUGCUGACAGUGUUAAGUAUUAAAUCCAUCUUGGUAUAUAUCCAUCUUGGAUAUAAAAUGUGACUUUCAUUCUGAAACUGUUUAUAAGCUUAAAAGUACAGUUCAGCAUGAAGAAUCUCAGAAAGCUUAAAUAGCUUUAGGGUAAUGCCUUAUUCUGAAUGCUUUGCAACACUUUCUUAGGAAUUCCACCUGGUGGCUACUUUGAGCUGGUGCUGGUUGGAUGCCUGUAAUUGUAAGAAAAAUUGGCAGGGAUUUAAUUGAUAUGGAUAGAAAGUAGUAAAUUGAGAUGGUACAUGGAUAAAAGGCCAUAGUCCCAUCUGGCGUUUCUUAUUUUUCAGUUUUUCCUCUGUUUUGUAUCUGCUCAAAUUAUGGCCAUUGUUUCAUUGACUUCGGAAACAUCUGUACCUGAAGAUAAUUUCCAACAUAAAGAGCUGUCUUGGAUUUGCUAAAUGUUUGAGUGGAGCGGUAUAUUUUUACAUGGAAAGCCCAUUGGCAACGAUGAUGAUAUUUUUAUAUAGACAAUUUAACUGUCUUAGAAAAACACAUAGGAGAACAAAUAAUGUUAUAUAUGUGAUAUGGAACCAUUAAAUACUGGGGUUUUCUUAAAAUUCUAUAUUACUCCUUCUCAUAUUAUCAAGAUUUUGGAUGGGUUCAUAAUGCCUGCUUAGAAUACUUCUGAAUUUUGGUUUGGUCUUAUCAAACAUAGAAGCAGAAUAGAGGAUCUUGAUUAUACUGCAAUAAGGAGAAAGGUUACAGUGAAUAGUGUCUGCAUAGGCUGCAUUGCAGUACUUAUUUUCUUUGACUUCUCUGCAUAGCUGCCAAGUUCUGGAUUAAAAAAUCCGGGACCAGCAACGGCACGGCACCGGAAGUCACUUCUACGCACUUCUGGACAUGCGUAGAAGCGACUUCCGAUGCCGGCGGCACCCGAUUUCCGGUGCCCAUACAUGGGCAGAGUGGCACCAAAAACAUGGCCGCCGGCAGGAGCUGCUUUCCGGGGGAUUUAUGGGAUAUAAAUCCAUUCGGGAGACCAGUGGGAAACGGUAAGAAAAAAGGGGGGUUUCCUGGGAAAAACGGGGUACUUGGCAGCUAUGCUUCUCUGUGGAGUGCCUUCAUGAUCUGAAGCCCCAGAACCUCCCCAUGCUUCAUUCACAAUCUGUUUUGUCUCCUUAUUGGUCAAUCCUACCAGCUAGAAUAGAGAUGUGUUUCAGGAACUAUUAUUCUGUAUACAACCAUUUUGUAAAUAAAUAAAAAAGCAAGGUGGGUUUAACUUUAAUUGCCUAUUACCCAUUUUUUUAUCAUUGUGAUUACCCUGCCUGACAUAAAAUAAAUGGAAUAUGUACAGUUAAUACUGAAGUGUCAGAAGAAAAAAGUGGCAGAUACAAACCCACCGUUGGGGGUGGAGAUUGGAAGCCUUGUGAACCAUGAACCGAGCACUCCCCAACCGAGCAGAAGACCAAGAAACAAUAUUUACAACACAUCCCCAGGAGGCCAUAUUUAUCAGGAUCAAGUACAUUAAAAGAAUACAACCUACCGAUGUAUUUUGAACCUCAUGAGAAGAGGGGGAUUCUGAAGCCCACUUCCUCCAAGACUGAUUCCAGGUUGUUACUGAAGUGAAGGGCGCAAGGCAGGAGUUGUUAAAGCAGGUGAGCAAGCUCAUUGCUAGCUUGGCAGAGGCUCCUUUUAUUAGCACAAUAUGCAAAACCAGUCAGAUACAUUUUGGACUGUGCCCUUUACACAUCCUCCAAUCUUGAGGUCAUGGGGUGGUACAAAGUUAUUUUGACACCUGUUUCCACAGCAUCACUUUCCCCUUGAACAAUGUUUAACCAAAAGGAGACAAAGGUCACAGACAGAGCAGGGCAGGCUACUAAGAAAGCAAAAGGUUAGAUCGGGGGCAUGGCGUUCAGACAGCCGCAGCUUGCCUGUGGGCGGAGGUGUGCCUCACGCCCGCUGGUCAUUCCUACAGUUACCUGUGACAACCAAGAACAGCAAAGGGAGGUCAAAGGGAAGUGACGCUACUAACAGCAAUAGCACUCA
Molecule: messenger RNA, 4776 nt
Organism: Zootoca vivipara (common lizard)
Lineage: Eukaryota; Metazoa; Chordata; Lepidosauria; Squamata; Lacertidae
Gene: MRE11
Product: MRE11 double strand break repair nuclease
Biological process (GO): mitochondrial double-strand break repair via homologous recombination; mitotic G2 DNA damage checkpoint signaling; meiotic DNA double-strand break formation
Cellular component (GO): Mre11 complex; site of double-strand break; nucleus
Molecular function (GO): single-stranded DNA endonuclease activity; manganese ion binding; 3'-5'-DNA exonuclease activity
Source: RefSeq, a predicted model, not a curated record